AUGGCUGCACUGCGGGUACCACCUGACGACGUCGAUUGUGGCGCCGCCGCUGCUGAGCCUGCCGUUCGCGUUCGCGGCGCUGGGGUGGUCGGCGGGGAUGGUGUGCCUCGUCGUCGGCGCCGCCGUCACCUUCUACUCCUACAACCUCCUCUCCCGCGUCCUCGAGCACCACGCGCAGCAGGGCCGCCGCCAGCUCCGCUUCAGGGACAUGGCCGCCGACAUACUAGGCCCGGGUGGGCGCGCUACUACAUCGGGCCGAUCCAGUUCAUGGUGUGCUUCGGCGCCGUGGUCGCGUCCACGCUGCUCGCCGGCCAGAGCAUGAAGGCCAUCUACCUCAUCGCCAGCCCCGGCGGCGCCAUCAAGCUCUACGUCUUCGUGGCCAUCUUCGGCGUCUUCCUGGUGAUCCUCGCGCAGCUGCCGUCCUUCCACUCCCUCCGCCACGUCAACCUCGUCUCCCUGCUGCUCUGCCUCUCCUACAGCCUCUGCGCCGUCGCCGGCUGCGUCUACCUCGGCACCUCCGACCGGGCGCCCCCCAAGGACUACUCCAUCGUCGGCGACACCCACGCCCGUGUCUACGGCGUCUUCAACGCCCUCGCCGUCAUCGCCACCACCUACGGCAACGGCAUCAUCCCCGAGAUACAGGCGACGGUGGCGGCGCCGGUGACGGGGAAGAUGUUCAAGGGCCUGUGCCUGUGCUACGCGGUGGUGGUGACCACCUUCUUCAGCGUGGCCACGGCGGGGUACUGGGCGUUCGGCAACGCGGCGCAGGGCCUGCUGCUCAACAACUUCAUGGUGGACGGCAGGCCCGUCAUCCCGGUGUGGCUGCUGCUCAUGGCGGAGCUCUUCACGCUGGUGCAGCUGUCGGCGACGGCCACCGUGUACCUGCAGCCGACCAACGAGGUCCUGGAGGGCCUCCUGUCGGACCCCAAGGCCGGGCAGUACGCGGCGCGGAACGUGGUGCCGCGCCUCGUGUCCCGGACCUUGGCCGUCGCCUUCGGCACCACCAUCGCCGCCAUGAUACCCUUCUUCGGCGACAUGAAUGCGCUCAUCGGGGCCUUCGGCUUCAUGCCGCUCGACUUCGCCGUGCCGGCGCUCUUCUACAACCUCACCUUCAAGCCCUCCAAGAAGGGCUUCGUGUUCUGGCUCAACACCGCCAUCGCCGUCGUGUUCUCCGCCGUCGCCAUCGUCGCGUCCGUGGCCGCCGUCAGGCAGAUCGUGCUCGACGCCGGCACGUACAAGCUCUUCGCUAACGUGUGA
Triticum turgidum subsp. durum (durum wheat) is the source of this 1257-nucleotide messenger RNA. The record is from the annotation of a GenBank genome assembly. Lineage: Eukaryota; Viridiplantae; Streptophyta; Magnoliopsida; Poales; Poaceae.